This is a messenger RNA of Patiria miniata (bat star), 1362 nucleotides long. Its product is annotated as prefoldin subunit 1-like. Gene Ontology annotation, biological process: protein folding. Gene Ontology annotation, cellular component: cytoplasm; prefoldin complex. Bases 16 to 453 code for a protein of 145 amino acids. Gene Ontology annotation, molecular function: protein folding chaperone. The transcript is spliced from 4 exons. The record is from RefSeq and is a predicted model, not a curated record. NCBI's taxonomy places the organism in Eukaryota, Metazoa, Echinodermata, Asteroidea, Valvatida, Asterinidae.
GUUUCGCGAAAUUUCAUGCCGCAGCAUGUGGUUUUUCGCCCGCUAGAUACACAGUGCUUUCUCGCUGCUCACGCCCCUUGUCUACUGUGCUUUCCACGCGAUAUACAGACAGCUUUUCAGGAGCUGCAGAUUAAGAUGAUUGAUACUUCCCAGCAACUGAAGAUUGCUGAUGUCCAGAUCGAGCAGCUGAGACGGCAACAGCACCAUGCCCGUUUGACAGACAGUGAACUUUCGCAACUACCUCCUAGCACAAGGGUCUACGAAGGCGUUGGUCGAAUGUUCCUUCUGCAAGAUAUUGCCAAAGUAAAGGAAACAUUAGAAGGCAGGGUCAAGGCAGCCGACGAUAAAAUCAAGAAGCUACAGAACAACAAGGCGUACCUGGAGCGAACCCUCAAGGAUAGCGAGAGUAACCUGAGGGAGAUGGUAGCACAAAAACAGGCCGCCAAGUCAUGAUGACAUGUACAUGUAGCUGCUACUGAAGCCAAAUGUCAUGGAGCUACUAUAAAGUAAACAAUUAUUGCUCAGCAACUUUAUGUCCCCUGCAGAAAUGGCUAAGAGCCACUCACAGGCAACAAACAGAGAUAACCUACACUUACCUUUACUGAGUAGCGUCAUCAAAUUGGCUUCAGGUGACUGCUUUGUAAAACUAAAAACAAAAUAACUUGUGUUGAUGUUAGAGGUAGAAUCAUAGGUCUGAGAAUGUGCCUAGCCUCAAGUCAGACUGUCCCUUGUACUGUGUGUCUUUACUGCAUAGGCUCUUUGUGUCAGAAGAGUGGAUGGCGUAGUCUAGCCUAUCUACGACAGCUACAUUGUAGUGUUGCAGACCCCCGAGUGCCUGCUCACACUGGUCCAUGCAUGUAAAAGGAUACACAACCAAUUUCUCAUUUGAAUGUUCACAAACCUGUCUGGUCUGUGCAGAGGAAAGUAGAUUGUCUUUGCAGAGGAAAAGAGUGUCUCUGCAGAGAAAGUGUCCUUCAUAUCUCUUUCAUAUCUCUCACUCUCUCUCACCAUUUGAGAGAUACUUGUGCAGAGUGUAUAUUGUACGUAUGCUUUAUUCACGUCAUCAUUAGGUCUUCUGCUCAUUGGAUAAAAAUAUUUUUCCUCAAGCUCAUGACUUGAUCAAAAUCACACAUUUACCUUGUGGAGAAUGAAAAAUGAAAUGUUAAGGACUUAAAAUAUGAUUUGUUAGCUCUUUGUAUACUUGGUAUACUUUGUACAAGAUUUGUGUAUGUGCAUGUAAUUAUAUUGUGUUAGCAAAAGCCUGUAAAACGUGUAUGAAUUGCUUUCUGUUUUGCAUCCUGUGAAUACAUGUGCUUGAAAAUAAAGUUUGAAUGCGCAUUCUAUGAAAUCCUUGUUUUAUGA